Messenger RNA from Neltuma alba, 369 nucleotides. Its product is annotated as quinone-oxidoreductase homolog, chloroplastic-like. The annotation marks the transcript as partial. NCBI's taxonomy places the organism in Eukaryota, Viridiplantae, Streptophyta, Magnoliopsida, Fabales, Fabaceae. The transcript has 3 exons. The record is from RefSeq and is a predicted model, not a curated record.
UCUUCCCCGUUAUUAUUGAAACAAUACGACAUUCCCACUGUAGUCUUUAAUCUAUCAAGUGUGGAAUGGAUAUGGAAAAGCUUAUGCAUGCGGUUCGGUACCAUGGGUAUGGUGGAGGCCCUUCUGCCUUGAAGCAUGACCAAGCUCCUAUACCCAAUCCAAACAAAGACGAGGUUUUGAUCAAAGUGGAAGCAUCUAGUAUAAAUCCAUUUGAUUGGAAAGUUCAAAAAGGCAUGUUGUGGCCACUUUUACCUAGAAAGCUCCCUUAUAUACCCGGAGUUGAUGUAGCCGGAGAGGUCAUUGAGGUUGGUUCAGGUGUUAAAAGAUUCAAGCCAGGAGACAAAGUUGUAUCUGUUGUUAAUGUCUUUG